AUGGCACUGUUACGUCAUGAUACUGCUGACUUCAAUGGGAUGCCCUUUGUGGUCUCUGCACCUGUCCUAGACCUAGAUGAGGACUAUGUUAUCGGAUGCCAUGUGAAGCUGGUCAAUCCUGCUACAUGUUCCGUGUCCCUCCUGGGGUGGGUGUCAUCAGCCUGUUGUUAUCGAUCUCUCGAGAAGCACCCUGCAAAUGUCUCAGGAAAUCAUUACGUGCUUUCGGUUUCGAAUCGUCUGGCGGAAAGCGUUGGCCUCUCGAGGGACGUGAAAGAGGUCUUUCUUGAAAAGUUGUCUCAAAACGAGCACUCCCGUACGAACUCCUGGCCUACAUUGGAGUCAGUCGAGAUCAUCAUCCGGAGUCGAUUUCUAAGCAAGAGGGAUGUGUGGAGGUUCCAACUGAAGUUGUUGGGCGCGGUCGUCUACAACAACAUGCCGCCACCGUUCUCGGACUCCCUCUACUGUGCAGAGGUUGUGGGCAUGACGUCCAACCCGGCACCCGUCAGCCCGUCCAAGCUGCGCCGGAGGAUAGCUGGCCCGACUUCAACUCAUUUGCUGAGAUCAUGUGGGAUAGUCGGCAGCCAGACGAAAGUUGUCUUCCGGACAAUGAGCUCCCACUUGAACAUUUACAUACACUUGUCGUGGGAGAUGUGGUGCUUCGCCCAGGAUGGCCAACCCCACUUCGAACGGGCCCUGUCCUUCCUCAUAAACCUACUAGCUGGUAUACGAAAGGCCGGCACCAUGUGCAAUCACUAUCUCACUCUGCUUACGGCGAUACGACUGCAGCCUGUGGACCCGGACAGGGCUGGCGUGGGAGACGACGUGCCACCUACGGGGGAAGACGGCAAAUUCGUUUUCGACGAUUAUUAUGAUAUUAUCUACGACGGUAUGACGUCGAAGUUGGACACUGGAGAGCUGGUCCGAGGCCUCCGUAGGAUGUUUCUGCAGUUCCCUAGUGCGAUAGGAUGGACACCGCCAUGCUUCCCUAAUAAAAGUCAUGCAUCACGACAAGUGUGGCCCGACAGUAGCUCGUGUUUGUCGCCACACAAGCGCUCUAGCAGUAUGAUGACAGUUGAUCUCAACGGCAAUGAGUUGAAGAACUGGGAGAGGGCUGACUACCCCCGAACGGGUUGGGUGCCUGCAAGAUGCCGAGAUUCUAACGUAUUGGAGUGCAUCUCGUUGAGCGCUGACCAGUUUGAUCAAAAUCACUUGGAUAGGAAGCUGUACACGACUGGACAGGAAGUGGUGGUGAUAGCCGCGACCGAUGGGGUAUUCCGGGCUACAUGUGAGCCUAAGGAGGACUAUGUUGAGUGCAUCAAACGGAAGUGUCUACAGGGCGUAUUCAGUGCGAAGGUUAUCUGCUUACGACCACCUCCUAUGAACCAGGCGCCUAUCAUCCUCAUCUCCAAGGAUCAGUCUACUUGCAGACGACCGAAGUCUCGGAAUCCCGACAUGCAACGUUUAGGCGAUCAGUGGGAGCUCCCUCGUCAUUUCCUCAGAGCUGAGUGUGCCAUCAUCCCACACACUGAAGGGGUCGAUGAUGAGUCCCUUUCCGACCGUGAGGAGGAGGAGGAUGAUGAGGCUGCUGAUCAUAGCGGAGUUGAUCUAUCCCUCGGCGGUGUGCCGUUACGGAUACCACAGACCCCACCUCCUGAUGGGGUCCUGGCGGGCAGCUCUCCCCUCACGCCCCGGUCCCCCCGCUCUGGUGUCGGCUUCCUGGGAACCGCGGCGGCACCGGCAGCUGGCUACACUCGAGAUAACUGCUAUACCUCUCGGAUGAUCACGGAGCUCUCGGCGUUCAAGGGAAAUAUAUCCCAACUUGUCGUACCACAACUCCAGCGAAUCGUCCUCGAAUUGAACAAACGUGUAGAUCAAAACUCGCAGAUGCAAGUGGACAAUUGGGUUGUGACCAGUGAAGAAAGCGUCCGAAUGUCUAUGAUGCUGGCUAAGCAUCAUCUAGAUGUUCGUCGUAUGCAGUUGAUGCGGGGUAGAGGCACCCCUGGUGGUCGAGCUCCUCUGCCGUUACCACCAUCGUCUGGUGGUGCUGGUGGCCUGGCGAAGUCGCAUUCUCUCACACGCAUACAGCAGAUCAACCGUACGAUGCAUGAGCUCAUCGGUGUUCGUCUGGCAAUGGGUCAGCAGCUUGUAGAAGAUAGGCAACAAAGCUGGUCCAUCUACAUAGCCAAUGUCCAGAUGAACGGUAUUGACUCGAGUUGGAAGUUGGAGCAAUUCGAGGAUGGUGGCAACAACAUACUCGUGACCAAGUAUAGACCCCUCAUGCUUGAUCCUAGUAGCACUUCUGGCGGUGGCCGAGGUCGUAUGCCACCACCAUCCGGUGGUAGCUACGGUCGUAUAUCAUCUAACUUAUCGGCUCCUUCCCCGAAAAACCAUCAGUUGGCACGGCCCAACUCUACUGUGGGAGUAGCGGUGACGAACAGGAGAGCGUCUGUGAUCGAGUCCGAGCCGCCGCCGCCGCCACCUCCUCGCACGUCUAAGGUGAAGGAACGUAUAUUAGCAACGAAAUACAAAUACUAUGUGCGACGGAGGCCCGGGUUGUCCAACUGUAGCGGCGCCAACUCGGCGUUCGCGUCCCCUGUUGAGAUCUGUGGCGAUGACCUCAGGAGUCACAAUGGACCGGCGAUGUCUCCCCGCAACUUGUCACUAAAUGAAUGCCCGGAUUGUGAGCAGUUCUCGAGAGGAUACUUUAUACAUACUAGGAAGUGGCUGCACAACUCAAUGCACGAGUUCCCAUGGAACAGUUUGGACAUGCUGGUGUCGCAGCAGUCUCCUAAGAUCCCUAAUAUGGUCCCACCAGCAUUGAAGGCAGAUAGUGAUGGUCCGCAUGAACUACGUUGGCUACUGAGAUCUGCCCUGAAGACCCUCAUGUUCGCAUUAGUCCCCUCUGAUCCGGAGUUCUCUCAUGAGAGUUUCCUCCGAGAUAUACCGGAAGGUCUCGGUGUGGGGUCAGAUCCUUUUAAUGAUAAUGCUAGGCAGCAUCGUCGAGGGGACUAUGAUGCUCAGCUGGUGGAAAGAUUCCGAGCAUGGAAGAACAAGGUGGAAACACAAUGCGGCAUUCCUAUGAUACCAGUACGAGUCGAUCGGCCCGGCCCAGAUGCAAGGUCUAGGGGUUCCGGGGGGAGCAGCAACACUUGUAGCUUUGGUGCAUAUGCUACGAUGUCGGUUCGAGUGAAUGUACGGAAUAGUCAUCUCUUCAUGCCCAACGACUCUACGAAUGGAUGCUGGGGAGGUCUUGAUGAGAAGAAGGAGUUGUGCAGAGAUUGGCUACAACUGAACUUUGAUGAGAGCUUCCAGCCCCCGAGGUUGUUCCUGAUGUCCAUUGACUGGGUCACUUGUCAUGCCAACUACGUGGUGCAGAUAGUGGACAAGCUGGCUCAGUGUGCUGCGGAGGAGGGGUUCACUCUGGUGGAGUUGCCAGUAGCUCAGCUAUUCCCUCAACCGGUGCCUUCACCGUUGUGGAAUGAAGAUCGAGAGUUAUGCUUUCAUCGACUGCCUUUUAAUCGCCGCAUAACGAUGCGGUUUCCUCCCGAUGUAGCUUCUAGUACGACCACGCUCUUCCAUAAGAAGCUCCUCUAUGAUCUAUGCACUGGGUUGGACCUAUUAGUCUGCUUUUUCUGCGAGGACAGAGGACUCAAGGAGGUAGCUGUUGACACCGAUGAGAAUGGUCAUGAGGCUAAACAGCAAGACCGCAGAGUGAGGCAACUCGACAGUCGCCUUACUGGCUGGACCACUAUGAAUCGUGACGGCACUUUCUUUGUGGCGAUCCGCCCUGGCAGACUAGACUGGUAUGAGAACUACCUCACAGCUCACGAGGCCGGCGCCCUCUCGUUGAAGCGGAUCCGAGAACGUGGUCGAGCUAGCGUAACCCAGCGCGAACGGAUUUUCGCCAAAAUGAGGAGCAUCGUUCAUACUGACAUAGUGCGCUUCCGCGAGGAGAAGGAGAGGGCCUUCUCAACACAAUCCGAGGAUGAUGAUCUUGUGGUUCGUCGUACUGCUAGUUUGCCUAAAUAG
Molecule: messenger RNA, 4029 nt
Organism: Perkinsus marinus ATCC 50983
Lineage: Eukaryota; Perkinsozoa; Perkinsida; Perkinsidae
Exons: 24
Coding region: 1-4029 (1342 amino acids)
Biological process (GO): negative regulation of TORC1 signaling; positive regulation of autophagy
Cellular component (GO): GATOR1 complex
Molecular function (GO): GTPase activator activity
Source: RefSeq, a predicted model, not a curated record